GACGGGACGAGCGGUCCUCCUGGAACCACAUCGCCGCUGCUUUUCCUCUUCCUCUUCCUCUUCCUCAACUAUUUUUUGGGGUCAGAUUCCGUCUCUCCUACCAAAGGAUUUUCUUUCUCUUCCUCUCGAUCUUUCUCAAACUGAUCAUGGAAGUCGAGGUUUUGAAGGAAUUUCCCCAUUCACGCAUAGCAGAUGGCCGUCCCCGGAAGCGUGCUAGGUUGGGUUGGGACGUCGACCCGGAAACGGCCGCGAAGGCUCAAAUAGGUAUAUUAUGUGGGCAAGAAGUUAACAUGAAGAACAUGGUAUCUUCCGGGGCUACUUUGAAUGAUACUUGUUCUUCCCAAUAUGCAAAGGAUUUGGGUCGACAACCUUCCCCCCCUUGGAGAGGAGAUGAUAAAGAUGGGCAUUACAAAUUUGAACUUGGAGAAAACUUAACUUGUCGCUAUAAGAUCCACAGCAAAAUGGGUGAAGGAACCUUCGGUCAGGUUCUAGAAUGUUGGGAUAGAGAAAGAAAUGAAAUGGUAGCCAUAAAAAUUGUUCGUAGUAUCAGGAAGUAUAGACAAGCAGCUAUGAUAGAAAUCGAUAUGCUGCAGCAGCUUGGAAAGUAUGAUACUAAUGGAAGUCGUUGUGUGCAAAUACGGAACUGGUUUGACUAUCGUAACCAUAUCUGUAUUGUGUUUGAGAAGCUUGGUCCAAGCUUAUAUGAUUUUCUACGCAAAAACAGUUAUCACUCAUUUCCAAUUGAUCUAGUUCGAGAGUUUGGAAGACAACUAUUGGAAUGUGUAGCAUUUAUGCAUGAUAUGCGCCUCAUUCACACUGAUUUAAAGCCUGAGAAUGUACUUCUUGUUUCCCCAGAGUACAUCCAAGUACCCAAUUUCAAAGUCUCAAUCAGAUCUUCAAAUGAAGGAUCUUACUUCAAAAGAUUACCAAAAUCAAGUGCUAUCAAGGUUAUUGAUUUUGGAAGCACAACUUAUGACCGCUUAGAUAAUAGCUAUGUGGUCUCAACUAGACACUAUCGGGCACCAGAAGUUAUCUUGGGACUUGGUUGGGGCUAUCCUUGUGAUAUUUGGAGCAUUGGUUGUAUCCUUAUUGAACUUUGCUCAGGUGAGACGCUGUUUCAGACUCAUGAAAACUUGGAACACUUGGCCAUGAUGGAGAGAGUUUUCGGACCUAUACCAACUAACAUGCUAAGGCUUGCUAAUCGAGGUGCUGAGAAGUAUGUAAGAAGGGGCCUUUUGAACUGGCCUGAAGGUGCAACUUCAAGAGAAAGUAUCAAGGUAGUGUUGAAAGUUCCAAAGCUUCAGAAUGUGGUCAAACAGCACACUGAUCAUUCUGCUGGGGAUUUUAUUGAUCUGCUGCAAGGGCUUCUGAGAUAUGACCCUGUAGAUAGAUUGGGAGCUCGUGAGGCUCUAGAACACUCUUUUUUCAAAAGAAGUUGAAACUGAAGGUCACCCAUGUAACUUGUGCUCUAUCUUCGCCUGGAAGAUGGAUACAUCCUACUAACCAGUCUUUCGUGUACUUGAGAAUAGCCAUUAGUGUUUUGUGUAAUAUGGUUUCCUGAUCUGUAAAUUUUUUGAUUGUGGCUAUAUCAAUUGUUCUUACUGUUACCUAAUGGUUCAACGCAGCAGUAUGGUUACUGGCCUGAAGCCUAACCCUAAACGGAAUUUACACUAGUUUGAGCCUAGCGGCAAUCUUUCCCUGUA
Molecule: messenger RNA, 1703 nt
Organism: Zingiber officinale
Lineage: Eukaryota; Viridiplantae; Streptophyta; Magnoliopsida; Zingiberales; Zingiberaceae
Product: serine/threonine-protein kinase AFC2-like
Exons: 12
Coding region: 147-1439 (430 amino acids)
Biological process (GO): protein phosphorylation
Cellular component (GO): nucleus
Molecular function (GO): ATP binding; protein kinase activity
Source: RefSeq, a predicted model, not a curated record